This is a messenger RNA of Scaptodrosophila lebanonensis, 904 nucleotides long. It is a transcript of the gene cnir, whose product is annotated as protein cornichon homolog 4. Bases 254 to 727 code for a protein of 157 amino acids. The transcript is spliced from 4 exons. The record is from RefSeq and is a predicted model, not a curated record. Gene Ontology annotation, cellular component: COPII-coated ER to Golgi transport vesicle; endoplasmic reticulum membrane. Gene Ontology annotation, biological process: endoplasmic reticulum to Golgi vesicle-mediated transport. Lineage: Eukaryota; Metazoa; Arthropoda; Insecta; Diptera; Drosophilidae.
CCAACCACCGCCUUGAACAUGACGGCGUUAAUGUGCAAAUUCGUAGUCGUUGUUGCAAUUAUUUAAUUUAAGCUAUUAAGCAUGAGAGAAAAGAAGCUCGUAUUCUUGAGAUAGAUGAUUUAUUUAGACAAUUGGAUAAACACGCUAGCCCCGAAAUUCCAAAUGCGUGGAGCCGAUGCCUUAAAAGCACGUUAGCUAAGAACUAAUAAGCCAAUUUAUUUGUAAGCAUAAACUGUGAAUCUUCAGUGCAAUUAUGUUUCUGCCAGAGACGGCAACAUUUUGCAUAACGCUGCUGGUCUAUGGCGCGAUUCUUUUACUCCUUAUUUAUUAUGUACUAACAUUGGCCGACUUGGAGUGCGACUAUUUAAAUGCACAGGAAUGCUGUCGUCGGCUGAAUUUCUGGGUUAUUCCCAAGUUUGGUUCGCAUGCAAUACUCUGCCUUCUUCUCCUUUUGGGUGGCCACUGGAUAAUGUUUUUACUCAAUCUGCCCAUGGUAUUGUGGCUUUUCUAUGAGUUGAAUCGACAGCAACGAGACAGCCUGGGUGUGUAUGAUCCCGUCGACAUCCAUAGUCGGGGUCUACUUAAGGUGCAUUUGCGCAAUUGCAUGAUCUAUCUGGGGUACUAUUUCGUCAUGUUCUUUGUGGGCUUGUACUGUCUAAUCUCAUCGCUGAUCAAAGGCGACCCCAUAAAGCGGCACGAGGACGAUGAAAUAGUGACUGAUUUCUGAGGUCUUCCAAAGCAAUUUUUUUACGUUUUUACCUUCUACAAAUCCUAGCUAGUCACAGGACCAUAACGCACAAGACCUGUAUGUGCCCUCAUUUAUAUAUUUAUUAAACCCUUUACUUCACCCUUAGCAUUAGAAGCGUAUUCGAAUCAAUUAAAAAUCACAUUCAUAUGUAAAGUA